Messenger RNA from Myotis davidii, 2528 nucleotides. RefSeq names its product zinc finger protein 546-like. The record is from RefSeq and is a predicted model, not a curated record. NCBI's taxonomy places the organism in Eukaryota, Metazoa, Chordata, Mammalia, Chiroptera, Vespertilionidae. The transcript has 2 exons. Bases 1 to 1551 code for a protein of 516 amino acids.
AUGACUAAGACCAAGGAGAUGUCUGUGGGAGCUGAGGCCAUAGCACUGAAGUGUGGGAAAUCUUUUAGGAGAAAGGGUACACUCCUUGACCACAAGAGAAUUCACACUGGAGAAAAGCCACAUGAGUGUACUGAUUGUGGGAAGUCCUUCAGAUUAAGCUUACACCUCUCUGAACACAAGAGAAUUCACAGUGGGGAAAAACCUUUUGAAUGUAGUGACUGUGGGAAGUUGUUUAGACUAAAGGGGAACCUCAUUCAACACCACAGAGUCCAUACCGGAGAGAAGCCGUAUCAGUGUAGUGUGUGUGGAAAGUCCUUUAAACAAAGAUGUUUGCUAACAGACCACCACAGAAGUCACACUGGAGAAAAGCCGUAUGAAUGUAGUGAGUGUGGAAAGUCCUUUAGACAAAGACGUUCGCUCAUGGAGCACCACAGAAGUCACACUGGAGAAAGGCCCCAUGAGUGUUAUAAAUGUGGGGAAUGUUUUAGAUGGCAACCUAGCCUUGUUAGACAUCUGAGAGCUCACACUGGAGAAAAGCCAUAUGAGUGUAGUGAUUGUGGAAAGUCCUUCAGGCAAAGCUCUCAGCUCACAGAACACCACCAUAUUCACACUGGAGAAAAACCCUAUGAGUGUACUGAUUGUGGGAAAUCUUUUAGGAGAAAUAGUAAGCUCCUUAUCCACAAGAGAGUUCACACUGGAGAAAAACCCUAUCAGUGUACUGAUUGUGGAAAGUCCUUCGCGAGAAGCUGUCACCUCUCUGAACACAAGAGAAUUCACAGUGGCAACAAACCUUUUGAAUGUAGUGACUGUGGGAAGUUCUUUACACGAAAGGGGAACCUCCUUCAACACCAUAGAGUUCAUACCGGAGAAAAGCCGUAUGAAUGUAGUGAUUGUGGAAAGUCCUUUAGACAAAUACGUUCGCUCAUGGAGCACCACAGAAGUCACACUGGAGAAAGGCCCCAUGAGUGUUAUAAAUGUGGGGAAUGUUUUAGAUGGCAACCUAGCCUUGUUAGACAUCUGAGAGCUCACACUGGAGAAAAGCCAUAUGAGUGUAGUGAUUGUGGAAAGUCCUUCAGGCAAAGCUCUCAGCUCACAGAACACCACCAUAUUCACACUGGAGAAAAACCCUAUGAGUGUACUGAUUGUGGGAAAUCUUUUAGGAGCACUAAUACUCUCCUUUACCACAAGAGAGUUCACACUGGAGAAAAACCUUAUGAGUGUACCGAUUGUUGGAAGUCCUUCAGGAGAAGCUAUGACCUCUCUGAACACAAGAGAAUUCACACUGGUGAGAAACCUUUUGAAUGUCGUGAUUGUGGGAAGUUCUUUAGACGAAAGUCCAAGCUUAUUGAACACCACAGAGUUCAUACCGGAGAAAAGCCGUAUGAGUGUAGUGAGUGUGGAAAGUCCUUUAGUCAAAGACGUUCACUCAUGGAGCACCACAGAAGUCACACUGGAGAAAAGCCGUAUGAGUGUAGCAAAUGUGGGAAAUGUUUUAGCAGCAACCCUAGCCUUGUUAGACAUCUGAGAGUUCACAUUGGAGCAAAGCCUUAAAUGUGCAGAGGAAGUUUUAUCUUUCUCACCCUACACCACUGCAGUAUAACCAUUUACCUGAGUAUAACCCCCUUUUAUCUGAGCAUACACUGCAAAAUUCCUCAUAAGUUUGAGGUGUAAGUGAAGCCUGAAAGAGCUGCAUUGCACUUGCUAACUUCCCAGCACUCCUGCCUCAUGGAUGUCACUGUGAGGAUUUGUGGCUGAAGUGACCUCCUCUACCACCUGGCUCACUGAACAGUGUGCACCCGUCACCACCCCUGUGUGCUCAGGGAAAAGGAAUUCUGUGUUCUUCCUUCUGCUUGAGAAACUUAUGAAUACUUUCAGCUCUUGACUGUAUCUUCGUUCUUUUCUCUCUGACUGGAGAAUUGACCUGACUCAGGUUUCAUCCAGAGCACCCAUCCUCAGCUAAGAAGUGCUACCUCUCACAGGGACAUUGUGGUUCUCACAUUAUGCUGUGGGGAAUUGUUCCAGGUUCCUAUUCACCAUCCUGCUGUCCUUUGCUCUGGUUUAUGAUCUUUCUUAAAGGGUUUUUUUUUUUCUUUUGUACCUCUAAUUCUGUUGGUUCUUUUAAUUCCUUGGGAUGAUUGAAAGGAAAAUAGUGCUUUGUCAGCAUGGAGAGGUGAACAGAUAUGGUGGGUCCCAAACUUCUUGUGCUUUGGAAAGCACAGCAUGAUAUCAGAACAGCACUCUUUGUCCAAUAUUGGCCUAUUUUAUGUUGCUGAACAAGGCCCUGAGAGAAAGUGUGCAUGCCUUUGUGGUUCUGAUUUGCAGCCUGGUGCCUCUAUUAUUGGUGAUGUCAUGGUCACCCAGAAAAGGAGGCCUUUGUUGUGCCUCUGUGAACAAUAUGAAAAGUAUUCUCUAUUCCCAGCAUUUAUUACAUAAUUCUCAGCAAUGUUUCAGGGCAUUCUUACCCACAUACUGUAAAGGAGCCAGGUAAUAUAAUAUAUAAAAUGUCAUAGGCUGAUGCCAUUGGUUUU